Blumeria graminis f. sp. triticale is the source of this 987-nucleotide messenger RNA. NCBI's taxonomy places the organism in Eukaryota, Fungi, Ascomycota, Leotiomycetes, Helotiales, Erysiphaceae. The record is from the annotation of a GenBank genome assembly.
AUGCAUUGCGUAUAUGCAAUUCUUUUCCAAGCGGGGAAGGAUGCUUUGAUGACGGAUCGCCUUGUUAUCUUACACGACGACGGAAACCCUUUUUACGGCGUUUACAAACCUCAUUCCGAAAACUUAUUUCCAUCACCAUCACUCCAGCAUAAUUUGAUCAUCAGUGCUAGUAAAGUUAGUGGGCCUGGCACAUACAAGUCCCUCUACUGUUCACCAACUUUGGAAGCUCCCAUGAUUAAAGAAAUUAUAAGCCAAGGCCUCACGACACUUUCUGAUAAAGAGGUUCUCCCACUCGACAAAGUGCACUUGAAGUUGGAUAACUGUCGGCAACAAAUAAUCAUUCUAUCACAACGGCCUAUGCAUCCAUGCCCAAAAACGCUAAAUGAACUACUAGAGUGGGGAAGGUGUUCCAUCUCGCACAUCAUCACACUGGCACACGAAGGCAAGAUAUUUGUCAACGGAUACAGUAAUUUUGAUGCGCCGAAGCCAACCGAGCCAACCGAGCCAACCUUUUCUAUUGAAGUAGAUAGAGAGGUAAAGAUGAGUUCAAUCGUAUCAUCUGAUGACUUAUACUUUUGCCCCAUCAAAAGUUGUGGUGUUAUCCUCGGCUGGAGCCAAGGUCAUCUACAUGUGUUUAAGAGACACAAAUUUUUACAACACUGGAUCCAAAUUACUAGUUUUGGGGCUGGGAAGAGAAACGUCCGAGCACUUCUCAUAUUUCUGGAGGCUACAAAUGCCUUACAUUCCACCGUCACGGGCACCAUGAAUAGAAAUAACAUUAACUUAGAGAUGAAUCCGCUCACACUUUUCAAGAUGAGUUCGGAAGAGAGCGAAAGGAAAACUUUAAAAUCUCACAGUUUGAUUUCAUACAAAGCUAAGGGUAGGUUACCUGAAAUACCAAUCGCUAAGUAUGAAGAUACUACUCUAGGUACCAACAAAUACGAAAGAAAUAUUGCGAUGUCAUCGGAUCCGUUUAAUUUGAUAUAA